Molecule: messenger RNA, 1154 nt
Organism: Dothidotthia symphoricarpi CBS 119687
Lineage: Eukaryota; Fungi; Ascomycota; Dothideomycetes; Pleosporales; Dothidotthiaceae
Exons: 1
Coding region: 30-1154 (374 amino acids)
Source: RefSeq, a predicted model, not a curated record
ACCACGUCACUCGUCAUGCACGUUAAACCAUGCAUCGCCUUUUCUCCGUUCCAAGGCGGAGAGAGAGAGAGCCUCGUGCAUGGCGCAUGGCGCAUAUGUGGCUGGGGAAGGGCCGCCUAGAUCGCAGUCUUCUUCUUCUUCUUGUUUUUCCUUUCCUUUCUUCCCUCCUUCACGUUUACUUGUCGAGUGCUUCGUGUUCGCGGGCCCUGCGUCUUCCAUCCUACACAUCGUAUCCCCAGAUCGAACAAGACGGACCCCACAACCCACGUUCUCCCACGUUUCCCACGCACGUCCCUCGACUUACCUCGCGCACCAAAGCAACCAUGUGCCUCGUCAAAGUAAAACCAGAAGAAGACGUAAUAGUCCCCUACCGCGUAGUCCAGCAACACCACUCCCCGCCGCGUCGCCGCGCCUCCCACGCCUCCGCCCGCCGCUCCUCGCGUACAGAAGUCGUCCGCGAACAGCGCACACACACGCGCGACCGCGACCGCGAAUCCCCCCGCCCAUCAGCCACCUACCUCGCCAAGUCGUCGUCGUCCUACGUCGCUGUCCCCGCGCCCGCGCCGCUGCAGAUUCCUGCGCCGCAACCUGCGCCUGUUUUUGUUGAACCGCCGCCCCCGCCGAGGAGCGUGUAUGAACCCGCCCCGCCGAGGAGUGUAUACGACGCCCCUCCCCCGCGCAGCGUCUACGAGCCCGCCCCGCCGAGGAGUAUCUACGACGACUCGCCCCCGCCGCCACCGCGGAGCUACCACGACCCACCAGCUCCGCCACGCAGCCGCCACGGCGCCCCGCAGUACGUCGAAGUCGAGCCCCCGCCGCGCAGCCACUACGGCGGCGCGCAGUACGUCGAGGUCUCGCCCGAGUCCAGCGCGUCGAGUCGUAGUUCGAGUCCCGCGCAGAGCGAGUAUGUGUAUCGUGAGCGCGAGGUGCGGAGGGAGCGGAUGGAGCGUGGGCCCGGGUACGAGCAUUAUAGGUAUGUGGAGGGGGCGGGGGCGCCGAGUGAGGGUGGCCAGCAACAGCGGAGGCAGCGGAGUCGGAGUCGCGGGGCGUAUGAGGAGCGGAGUAGGGCGGGUGGGUUUGAGGGCGGGUAUCGUGAGGAGAAGAUGAGGGUUAGUAUUGGGGAGGAGGGGCGGAGGAGGGGUGGGUAUCGGUGA